Molecule: messenger RNA, 1656 nt
Organism: Meloidogyne enterolobii
Lineage: Eukaryota; Metazoa; Nematoda; Chromadorea; Rhabditida; Meloidogynidae
Source: the annotation of a GenBank genome assembly
AAAAUUUUUUUAAUGGUUGUGCCAGUAAACAUUGGUUUAUUAAUAAUUCGAGGAAAUACAGACAAUGUUAAACGCAAAUUACAACGUUUAUUGGAAUUAGCAGCCUCAAAAGUUGCCCAAAAACUUUAUGUUCAUUUGGAAGAAUCUGAAUCAUUUGAAGAAUUAUUGCCUGCAAUUUACUUGAGUGCUGCUUGUAUUAAAUCUGAAGUUGAUUUUCGUGUUUUAAUGGAUAGAAAAACGGUGCAAGUUGACAAGGUUUUUUAUGAUAAGAUUAAAGAUCCAGACCAGCCACCAUUUCCAAUUUUCAACGAAGUUAAAUUAAACUGUUCAACCAAGUUUAAUUUAAUCAAAGCUCCAUUUGAUUUUAUAGAAAAGCCUUUUAGACAUGUAGUUUUGGGUGGUGCUUUUGAUAAAUUACAUAAUGGUCAUAAACUAUUACUUUCCGAGGCUGUUUAUCGUUCAAGAAAGAUUACUUGUGGAGUUACUGAUGGAGAUAUGAUUAAAAAAAAAGUUUUGUACGAAUUAAUGGAACCAAUUCAGACUCGUUGUGCCAAUGUAGAGAAUUUUGUAAAGGACAUAUCAGAAAAUGUAAAUUGCAUUACUGUUCCAAUUUAUGAUGCUUUUGGACCGUCGAUUGAAGAUAAUGGGUAUGAUGCUAUUGUUGUUAGUGAUGAAACUAUAAAAGGGGGAGAAGCUGUUAAUGAUAAAAGAAAGGAGAAAGGUUUGCGUCCAUUAAAAAUUCACCCAAUUAAAUUGCUCGGAAAUGAACAAUUAAAUGACAAAAUUUUACAUGAAAUUAAAUUAAGUUCAAGCGCAAAAAGAAGAGAAAUGUUGGGAAGUAUUUUGAGGGAACCUAAAAAUUCUCCUGACGAAAUCAUUUCAAAUAAACACUAUUUAAUUGGAUUGACUGGAGGUAUAGCUUCGGGAAAAACACACAUUGCUAAAUAUUUGGCUUCUCAAGGAUGCGAGGUAAUUGAAUGUGACCAAUUAGUUCAUAAAAUAUAUUCUGAAAGCGAGGAAUUACGAAACAAACUUGCAGAAGAAUUUGGACUUGAUAUUUUGGUUAAUGGAAAUAUUGACAGAAAAAAGCUUGGAGAAUUGGUUUUUGAAGAUAAGCAAAAAUUACAACGUUUAAACAACAUUGUUUGGCCAAUAACUUUUGAACGUGUAAAAGAAAUUAUAAAAAAAUCUGAGAGAGAAAUUGUUGUAAUUGAUGCAGCUUUGCUUUUGGAGGCUGGAUGGGGGAAAUAUUUAAAUCAAGUUUGGUGUACUUUUGUGCCUAAGAAUGAAGCUAUUGAACGAAUUGUGGCGAGGGAUAAUGUUACGAAGGAAAAUGUAAAAAAUUUUUUUAGGAAUAGUGUGGAAUCUCUCUAUAGCGACGCUUCCGAAAAAUUUUUAUUUGUCCGCAAAAAAUUUGCGGACAAUCCGCAAAAAAUUUGCGGACAAUCCGCAAAAUUCAGCUUUGAAUGGGGAAACCUCUACAUAACGACGAUUUAUCUGUUAUACAUUGGUUACUUUCUAAAGUCAACAAACGGCCUGAGUGAGAGAUGUCAGUAUAGAGAGCUUCCAUUAAGGUUCUUAACCAACAUGAAUACAUAGUGGAACUCCCCAUAAUGACGCCCCCUUCUAAUUUAAAACGUCCAACAACCAAGAUGC